UUUCCUGGUCGACAAUAACGGCUUCAUCGUGCUGUCCAAAGAGAGGAACGAGAUUGGUCGUUUCUUCGGCGAGGUCGACGGGUCUGUGAUGGCGUCGCUGAUCAAGAUGGGGAUGUAUAAAAAGGUGUCGUUGUUUGACUACCAGGCCAUGUGUAAGAACAGUCAUCAUCACGCCAACAGCGCCCGUCCUCUGCUCAGCCCGUUCUACGGCAUCGUGGCGUUGAUGAGGUGGUUCUUCUCCAACGCUCUGAUGUUCCUGCUGGACUUUAACUUCUGUGGUCUCUGGCACUCUGAUUAUUUUGUGGACGCCAAGGCUGGUUAUCACACAAGUCAUAAGCAGAAGAAGGUGGAGGCGUUGCAGCCCUGUGACACGGCGUAUCCCGGCUUCAUGUACGACUCGUCUAUCAAAGAAGCCAACAGCCUCAUCAAGUGUGGACGCUGCCAGAAGAUGUUCGUGGUGCAGCAGAUCCCCGACAGUAACCUGGUUCUGGUUGUGACACAGGCGGAUUGUGACUGUUCUCGUCAGUACGGACCGAUCCUGCUGGAGCCCAAAGAGAUCAAAUAUAAUGCCACCGUGAAGUGCAACAGGAUGAAAUCCCAGAAGGUGCGGCGACGUCCGGAGUCCUGCCACGCCUACCACCCAAAGGAAGAUGCAAAGGACUGUGGAGGGGCGUCGGCCAUCUCCCUGUCGAUUUCCCUCUUCUCCAGCUCUCUGCUCGUCUCAUUGGUUCACCGGUGGACAUAAACCAGGACCAACCCAUCAAUCGGGAUGCUCAGAGGGGAGCCGGAGCCGGGAUUUAAAGAAGAAGAAGGACUUCUAAUAAGAAAACAGAGCAUGUAGCCAAGGGAUUUAUUCUUCUUUCUUUUUACUUGCCACGAGAGACAACGGGACAUCUUUUGUUUCCUGCUGCUCAGACGAGCUUCAGUCUCUCUGCGGCGCAGAUAAAGGGCUAUUUGAUUUUUUUAAAAACUGAUUUGGCCUCGUUCCUGAACAGGGAGGAAAAGCUCUGAGGAGUCCUCAUCCUGAUGAAGCCCCAAGCAGACUCUCGAGGGGAGGGGACUCUCGGUGCCCCCCCCCCCCGGUGGACAGGUGUAAACAGUGCAGCUUCUGUUUGGAGAAAUGUUGCCAUUACAUUUAAAACAAGAAUGUAGCAUCUUUGUAGCUUUUUUUGAUACAGAAAUCUUGUGUAUGAGUAGAGUUUUACAUUCAAGUGAUUUAACACAACUCUUCAGACGUAGGAAAAACAGCUUUAAACACGACGUUCUCAACAGAAAACAGAAAUAUCACAUUUUAGAUUUUUAACAAACUGAAGCCAAAUGUUUAAGAGACCUAAACUGUGUCGCUCAUUGAAGUGCAGGGUUUAAAUUCAAUGUGAUUACUUUAUAAUAAAGCUGGGGUUUAGUUUGACUGAAGCUGAACCAUCAUUUUGUAACAGAACAAAAUGAGAAUUAUUUUCAAAUGAACUGUUUGUUUUUUUGUUGAGUGCACAGCUAUGAACAGUGACCUCUAGUGGCAAGAGGUCAUUUCUCUACUAGACAUCAGCAGCUAAAUAAAAUAAACCACAGCUGGAGAGACGUUACACUUCAGGUUUCACUAGACAGGAAUAGAGAACUUCACAUCCGACACAUUUCAAGUACAGUUUCCGGUAACAUUCACUUUUACAGGUCUCGUAUUUUCAGCAAAUUUUUUGGAAACUUUCCCUGGAGAACAAAAUCUUUCAGGUGAAGUUCUCAGAAAUCUCAGGAUGUUUUUUUUUUCUAAGUCUGAAGUUUUUUUGGCUUUAGUUGGUUAAAGAUGAGAAAAUUGUCCUGAAUCCAAUAAACAUUUUUUCACUUCCAUUUGUUUUUCAUUCAGUUUAUUUUCACGUGGAGCACCAAGCGUCUUUUACACAACAGAGACUGAGUUUGUACAUGAGGACAUGUCAAGUCUUUAAAGUCUUACCUCCACAGCAUCAUCACCAGGUCCCCGCCCCCCCAAUGUCAGAAAUACUUAACGGUGCGUUCAAGUGUUUCUUAUCAACUUGUAAAGUCAGAAAUUUUGAGGCAAGUUUCCCUCAAACAAACAAUAAAGUUUCUUAAUUGUGUCUGAACAAUUUGAGGGAAAUAAUUAGGUUUUGAAUUUUUAUUUUAUAUAUAUUUUCUAUAUAAAGUCAAACUACAAGUAAAUUUGUAUAUAUUUUUAUAUGGGAGAGAUGAUUAUAUUCACAUUUAGCAGCAGCAGUUUCACUGACCUGACACACCCGACAUCAUUGGUGGGUGUCAUUGGUUGUUCUCUCUGAUAACCACACCCCCAUUAGCGAUGUCACAGUGUCCUAACGUGCACCUGUUCAUCACUGGAGUCAGGUGAGAAUCUAAACCACCACCAAGACACAUUAAUAAGGAUAUGACCCAAUUUGAAAAAGUUAAUUAAAACUGCUGCUUUUUGCAAUUCUGAUAUAAAAAUCACAAAUUUUUCAUGUGUAAUUUCUGACUUUUUGAGUUGUGUUCAUUUACUUCAGCAGAAAGUUACAGGUGAUACAUGUACACAUCCAUGUCUCUGUAAUAAUGCACUUCCUGUCAGUGAGGUCUGAAACACAGCUGACAUACCUACAGGAGGGUUCGGUUGAUUCAAGCUGCGUUCAUCUUCUCAUGUGACAGUAAAAAACCAGGCUGACGUUCAUCCAGGUUCAGCAGCUGUUAAACAUCAGUUUGUUCAUGCGUCAGUCGAACCCUCCUGCAGCUGAGCAGCGAGGUCGCCGCCUGCUGGACGGCUGCAGUAACAACGAUAAUGUGACAUCACCAAGAAAAACAAUCUCCCUAUAGAUACAGUGAUCAAUAACUUUUGUCUUUUCUUUUUAGUCUGAACCUCUUCUACUUCCACCAGUCAUUUCCAACAUUUUUACUUAAAUUUAAACUUAAUAUGUGAUGAAAAUCAUUUAAAUGCAAAGAUCUUUU
Messenger RNA from Seriola dumerili (greater amberjack), 2934 nucleotides. Its product is annotated as voltage-dependent calcium channel subunit alpha-2/delta-4-like. Gene Ontology annotation, cellular component: voltage-gated calcium channel complex. Bases 89 to 745 code for a protein of 218 amino acids. Gene Ontology annotation, molecular function: voltage-gated calcium channel activity. The record is from RefSeq and is a predicted model, not a curated record. NCBI's taxonomy places the organism in Eukaryota, Metazoa, Chordata, Actinopteri, Carangiformes, Carangidae. The transcript is spliced from 10 exons.